Neogale vison (American mink) is the source of this 2852-nucleotide messenger RNA. It is a transcript of the gene TNFSF10, whose product is annotated as TNF superfamily member 10. The transcript is spliced from 5 exons. Bases 16 to 978 code for a protein of 320 amino acids. Gene Ontology annotation, molecular function: CD40 receptor binding; tumor necrosis factor receptor binding. Lineage: Eukaryota; Metazoa; Chordata; Mammalia; Carnivora; Mustelidae. Gene Ontology annotation, cellular component: membrane. The record is from RefSeq and is a predicted model, not a curated record. Gene Ontology annotation, biological process: immune response.
ACUGUUUUUAAAUAAAUGAAACUCAAGAAGAGCUCCACCCCUGAUCGUUGGUUCAACAGCAAUAACCCGCUGUCGGCUGCCUUUGCCACAGUGAGACUUGGACAGGAUCACAGCGAGAUGCAGGCCCCGGGGGGCCCCAGCCCUGGGCAGACUUGCGUGCUGAUUCUGAUUUUCACCGUGCUCCUGCAGUCCCUCUGUGUGGCCGUGACUUACAUGUACUUCACCAGGGAGCUGAAGCAGAUGCAGGACAAGUACUCCCGAAGUGGCAUCGCCUGUUUCUUAAAGGAAGACGACAUCCCGUGGGACCCCUAUGAUGAGGACAGUAUGAACAGCCCCUGCGGACAAGUGAAGUGGCAACUCCAUCAGGUUGUUAGAAAGAUGAUUUUGAAAACCUAUGAGGAAACCAUUCCUACAGUUCCAGAAAAACAGCUAAAUAUUCCUAGCCUACUAAGUGAAAGGAGUCUUCAGAGAGCAGCAGCUCACAUAACUGGAAGUAGCCGGAGAAGAAGCUUGUCUCCAGUUCUAAGCUCCAAGAAUGAAAAAGCUUUGGGCCAGAAGCUAAACUCCUGGGAAUCAUCAAGAAAAGGACACUCAUUCUUGAAUAAUUUGCUCUUGAGGAAUGGGGAGCUGGUUAUCCAUAGAAGGGGAUUUUAUUACAUCUAUUCCCAAACAUACUUUCGGUUUCAGGAACCUGAGGAAAUUUCAGGAACAAGUUCAACAGAACAGAACAAAAAGAAAAACAAACAAAUGGUACAAUAUAUUUACAAAUACACAAAUUAUCCUGACCCUAUACUGCUGAUGAAAAGUGCUAGAAAUAGUUGUUGGUCUAAAGAUUCUGAAUAUGGACUCUAUUCCAUCUAUCAAGGUGGGAUAUUUGAGCUUAAGGAAAAUGAUACAAUUUUUGUCUCUGUAAAUAAUAAGCAAUUGAUUGACAUGGACCGAGAAGCCAGUUUUUUCGGGGCCUUUUUAGUUGGCUAAUUAAUCUGCAAAGAAAAAACAAUAUUCCCAAAGUGACCCUUCACAAAAAGUAAGGAAAUCUGAGCAAAGCCGCUUCAACCAGAAGACCCAAAAAGCAACACAGGCUUCUCUAAUAUCUCUGAAAAUGACCAAGUCAUUUCAAGAAAGCGAAAUUCCCAAAGACCUUUCAGGGGUCUACAAGAUAUCAGUUUGCUCUCAGAAACCUAGAAGAUUCUGUUUCCAAACACUUGUGUAGCAAUAAACAGCUGUCUUUAUUAUCUACUCUUCUGAGGAUUCCAGAAGAAAGAUUAAUGAUCCAUCUCUUUUUUUGGAGGCUCCACACUGGCUCUGUGGAGCCCAACGUGGGGCUUGAACUCACAACCCUGAGAUCAACAUCUGAGCUGAGAUCAAGAGUCAGACAUUUAACCAACUGAGCCACCCAGGCACCCAGUGAUCCAUCUCGUAAGUAGUAUAUCACCUUGGUCAUUUCCAGGUUACCAUAACGGACAACAAGGAGAACCACUAAAAGGUCAUGAUCUUGGGAGGUAGCCUCUGUCAAUAUAUGGGAUGUGCAAAGGGUGUUUGCAUCAUGCUUGACCUUACAGGAGUUAUCUCAUACACCUGGAUUUGAUGGAGAUAAGAACAUUCUACUCAAAAUAAUAUCAUUUUGUUUAAAAAAAAAAAAACUAAACUAAAUUUAUGCUCAGUGAAUAAGGAAUUACUUCUAAAUGGCUUGUGAUUUUCACUACCAGAAGUCAAGCUGACCCAAAGUACUAAUAAUAUUUUUGAUAAAGGACUCCAUAACGAGUGAACAGCUAAUCAGAACAAGGGAAUUUGGCCUCAUGGGAGCAGGAAGAGAAAUGGGAAAGUGGAAACACCAAACACAGGUAAAUUCGCAGAGAAGAGCCUAGGAGAGAUCUAAUCCCCCCUCCUACCCCCUACCCCAUCCUCCACUACCAAAUGUCAUUGUCUAAUAUACAUCUGCUUAAGGUUGAAUCAGUUAUUUGCCUCAGCCAGAAGAGGAGCAAUUGCUUUUAUCUGCCAAAAUUGUGACACAAAACAUUUUAUUUCACCAUUUAAUCUAACCAGUUGGAAAAAAAAUUAGCUGGAGUAUUUGUCUAAUCUCUUCUAAUUGUUGCUCUAAACGCAGCAUAAUUUAUACUUUGGGGUUGUCUGCUCAAACAUUCAUUUAAACGUGUCUGAUCCCCAAUAGGUCUUUCUCAAAAAAGUUUCAUUUAAACUUAAAUUUACAACACCCUGCAGAUGCCUGGCACUUCUGGCCCCUCUCACUCUAUUUUCUAUAACACUAGUUAAGUUUUUACAUACCGACAAAUUGAUGUAUUUGUUACUCUGUGUUUUAAAGCCUGCCUCCUCUCCCCAGAAUAUAAGCACGGUGAUCACAGGGCAUGUUGUGCCCCAUCCCCAUCUGUAACCUCAGGCCCUGGGACAGUGCCUUAACACAACACCCACACAAAAUACGUUGAUGAAUCGAUGAAUGACUGAGUGAAUGAAUACUGAAUCAUACGGGGAAAAAUUUUAAAAGCAUCCUCUGCCUUAUCCCUUAUACUGAAAAAACCUUUGAGGAAUUUCAAAAGUAAUCUCCAAGUGAAGAAGACCUUCUUUUUAAAAAAUGUUUAAAGAUUUAACUUUUAAGUAAUCUCUGCACCCAAUGUGGGGCUCCAGCUUACAACCCCAACAUCAAGAGCCGCAUACCCUACCGACUGAGCCAGGCAAGAACCCAGAAAAAGACCUUUUAAACAAGGAUUUAAAAGUGAAAGAAAAAAGACUACAAUGUGUGUUCCAUAAAAUCUUGAAAGAGAAAAUUUUUGCUCUAUAUUUUUAUACUACAUUUUUAAGAUGUUACUUUUUCAAUAAAGAUGACAUAUUAAAAUGUG